Paramuricea clavata is the source of this 917-nucleotide messenger RNA. NCBI's taxonomy places the organism in Eukaryota, Metazoa, Cnidaria, Anthozoa, Malacalcyonacea, Plexauridae. The record is from the annotation of a GenBank genome assembly.
AUGGCAGAACAAGCCAUCAUCAUUGAGCUGGAGAGGUAUACCAAGCAACACUCAUUUUUGCUCAUGAAUUAUUAAUGUUAUCAAAUAUAAAAUUGAACCCUCCUCUUUAAUGCCUUAUAGAUUAAACAUGAAUGUGAAAUUAGUGGUGAAAUCACUGAAAUGAACGAGAUCAGCCAUCGAAAAGGUGAGCACAGUUCAGACACCAUAAUUGGUGCGCUUAUAGAAUAUAGUGUUUCUACAGAGACUCUCAGGGUACCGACAAUUAAUAAACUUAACAGCAAUACAACAUUAAUGAUGGCCUUGUUUUGCAUCUGGAUUUUGUAUCUGCAUGGCCUGGUCUUAAAUAUGCCUUCCAAACCUUUCUGUGCAUGCGUACAAAGGAGAGUCACCUGAUCAUAAUAUGAGUUGUUAAACAGGGUUAUACAUUCUUGAAAAGCUUGUUUGUGCUGCAUUUAUAAUUUCUUUUAAUACUACAGAAGCACAAAAAUGUGUAAAGUUGCUACUCUUGUCUACUUGGUUGAUAAAGGCAAUUGUUUUGAUAGAAAAAAUUGUAAACAAAGCUUAUGUAAACAUGUAACAGUCACCACAGGGCACAGCAUGUUAGCAAUGUGUAUGGUGUAUCAAUAUUUAGGAAUUAAAGCUUUUUGUUAUCUAAUCUUUAUUUCAAAUAAUUUAAAUUUGCAAUAUGUUUAUAGACAUUGAAGCUAAUACUAGUGGCCAAGAAAAUAGAAAAAGAAAAAAAAGAAGAUAUUGAGUAUGGUUCUGAUCAACCAGAUGACACCAUAAUAUUAAGUCGCUUAAGUGCCAUUGAGGACGAAGGGCCAUGUCAAUCAGCUGACACUGUAAUAUUAAGUGCCACUGAAGAAGGGGACAUGUCUUUUAAAGCAAACACAACCUUCAAGUGGCCUGGUCUAUAG